AUGGAAGAGUUGGAGGCGAAACCAGUUAACUCUGACAGCCCUCGUGACAUGGCCCGACGUAGGAGGUUAAUUAUUGAAGAUGAUCUCCCGCCCUUGAAGCCUCCCAUGACAGCCAUGCAACGUCAGGAAUCGAUUUGUCAUGACAAGGGGAAGGGAAAUGUGAAACCGCGGGCAGCUGGCCUGGUUUCGGUGAAUAAGGGCAGGAAGAAUGGGAACCUCCCCAGAUCGCUCGCCGACAGCUAA
Linum trigynum is the source of this 243-nucleotide messenger RNA. Lineage: Eukaryota; Viridiplantae; Streptophyta; Magnoliopsida; Malpighiales; Linaceae. The record is from the annotation of a GenBank genome assembly.